AGUAUAUAUUGUUACCAGAACAUGUAUACAGAUCGAAAAUCAAUAUCCAAUUAGCUGUAGGGCAUAUAUCACGAACCCAAGAUGGUGAAACUCUCCUGUGAAAUGCAAUUAAAGCUGCUGGGCGUGGACUAUUUAGAUUUAUAUCUGAUGCAUUCGCCCGUGGGUGUGGACUAUGUCUCAGAUGAUGAUCUGAUGCCCCACGAGAAUGACCAGCUAAGAACCAACGAUGUGGACUAUGUGGACACCUACAAAAGCAUGGAGCAAUUGGUACAUCUGGGACUUGUGCGCAGUUUGGGAUUGUCCAACUUGAAUGCCAGGCAGCUGAAGAGAGUACUAGAACACUGCCAAAUCAAGCCUGUGAGCCUUCAAAUCGAAUGCCAUCUGGAAUUGGUGCAAAUCCCCUUAAUUGAGCUCUGUAAAUUCCACAACAUCACGGUAGUCGCCUAUUCGCCACUGGGGCGGCCCAAAGCCUGUAAUCCGCAGCCGGAAUACUAUACUGAUUCCAAACUACUAGCCUUGGCUAAAUCAUCCUACGAUACUUGAUCGCCAUUGGCACAGUACCUAUUCCAAAAGCUGCCCAGCGAGCCCAUCUCGUCGAGAAUCUGGAUAUAUUUGAUUUCCACCUAACGCCGGAGGAGUUGCUUCAGUUGAAGAGCUUCAAUACAGGGCGGAGAAUCUGGAAAUUUAAAAAAGCCAAGAAUCAUCAGUACUAUCCUUAUUAACAAUCAAUUAUAUAAAUUUUGACAAAUUAAAUA
This is a messenger RNA of Drosophila erecta, 755 nucleotides long. RefSeq names its product alcohol dehydrogenase [NADP(+)] A. Gene Ontology annotation, cellular component: cytosol. Bases 82 to 543 code for a protein of 153 amino acids. Lineage: Eukaryota; Metazoa; Arthropoda; Insecta; Diptera; Drosophilidae. Gene Ontology annotation, molecular function: aldose reductase (NADPH) activity. The transcript has 3 exons. The record is from RefSeq and is a predicted model, not a curated record.